Molecule: messenger RNA, 555 nt
Organism: Phlebotomus papatasi
Lineage: Eukaryota; Metazoa; Arthropoda; Insecta; Diptera; Psychodidae
Gene: RpL32
Product: 60S ribosomal protein L32
Exons: 3
Coding region: 90-494 (134 amino acids)
Biological process (GO): translation
Cellular component (GO): ribosome; cytosolic large ribosomal subunit
Molecular function (GO): structural constituent of ribosome
Source: RefSeq, a predicted model, not a curated record
CAUAUGUUCUUCCGGCUUCCAUGUCUGCCUUUUCGAUCGGUGUUGUCAGAAAACGUGGAUUUCCUUGAUAGUUUUCCUCAAAUUUGAAAAUGACCAUCCGACCAGCAUACAGACCCAAAAUCGUCAAGAAGCGCACAAAGCGCUUCAUCCGUCAUCAGUCUGACCGAUACGCUAAGCUAAAGCAAAAAUGGAGAAAACCCAAGGGUAUCGACAAUCGUGUUCGUCGUCGUUUCAAGGGCCAGUUUCUGAUGCCCAACAUCGGUUAUGGUUCCAACUCCAAGACCCGCCACAUGCUUCCAACGGGUUUCAAAAAAUUCUUGGUGCACAAUGUGCGUGAACUGGAAGUGCUCAUGAUGCAGAAUCGUGUCUACUGUGCAGAAAUCGCCCAUGGAGUGUCAUCCAAGAAGCGACGAGAUAUCGUCGAGAGGGCCAAGCAGCUCUCAAUCCGCGUGACGAAUCCCAAUGGAAGACUCCGUUCGCAGGAGAAUGAAUAAGCUGACCGUGUUAUUCUUAAGAAGGGAAUUAUCGGCCAAUAAAUGGAUAAAAUGGACAAAA